GAACGGCUGCGAGACAGCCUUCAGCGAGAGCUCGUUGACACGCAGGCCCAGCUGGCUGCGAUGACCGCAAAGAGCCAGGAGCUAGCAAAUGAGCUGACCGUCUACAAGGAUGCAGAGGCCUCGAUGAAGAAGCAGAGCGCCGCUUUCGCCAAGUCGAGGGGUCGCAUCUUGAACGUGCAGAAGAGCUCGGAGGAUGGCAGUGAAAGCUCCCUGGAGGACUUCUUUGCCCGGAUGCUUCCAGACCUGGUGCAGCACUUGACCAAGGAGAUGAAAGAUCAGUCCCUGAAGAACCAGUUCACGCCAAUUGUCAAGUCGCUUCACCAGCGCCGCCCUCGGGCAGCUGUCUCGA
Messenger RNA from Symbiodinium necroappetens, 349 nucleotides. The record is from the annotation of a GenBank genome assembly. Lineage: Eukaryota; Dinophyceae; Suessiales; Symbiodiniaceae.